AUGACGAAGCUCAUCCUCCCUCUGCUUUCUGCCCUGCUGUCUGUCGCCAUUGCGGCACCGGCUGCGCCCGGAUGGUUAUUCGACCUCAAGGCGGAGCGCUCUGGCAUCGUCGCUCUGGAGUCCAUCGUCGUCUCGCCGACGCUCGUCAUCUUCUUCGAUCGCGCUUCCAAUGACCCGCUGCAGAUUAACAACCAUUCCGCCUGGGGUGCCCUUUGGGAUCUCCAGACUAGCACCGUCAAACCGCUCGACGUGCUCUCCAACUCGUUCUGCGCCAGCGGCGCCCUCCUGAGCAACGGAACCAUGGCUAGCGUAGGGGGCGACCCCGACGGCUUCCCCGGGAACCCGACCAUCAGGCCAGGCACACAGGCGAUCCGGCUUUUCGAGCCUUGCGCCUCUCCGUCCGGCGACGGUUGCACGCUCUUCGAGGACCCCGACAACCUGCACCUGCUGGAGCAUCGCUGGUACCCGUCGUCUAUCCGCAUCUUCGACGGCAGCCUCAUGAUCGUCGGCGGCAUACACACGGACACGCCGUUCUACAACACCGAUCCCGCACUGAGUUUCGAGUUCUUCCCGCCUAAGGAGAACGCGCCGCGGCCGUCCGAGUUCCUGAAGAGGUCUCUUCCGGCGAAUUUGUUCCCGCGCGUCUUUGCUUUGCCAGACGGCAAAGUGUUCAUGGUGGCCAACAACCAGUCUAUCAUCUACGACAUCGAGGCGAACACCGAGCGCAUCUUGCCCGAUAUCCCGAACAACGUACGCGUCACAAACCCCAUCGACGGCUCCGCCAUCCUCCUCCCGCUCUCCCCGCCCGACUACGUCCCCGAGGUCCUCGUCUGCGGAGGCACCCAGACCGACCCCGUCGACCCCUCGCUGCUGUCCUCGCAGACUCCCGCGACGACCCAAUGCUCGCGCAUCACGCUCACCGAAGAGGGCAUCGCGCAGGGCUGGGAGGUCGAGCACAUGCUCGAGGGGCGCAUCAUGCCCGAGCUCGUGCACGUCCCGAAUGGGCAGGUCCUCAUCGCGAACGGUGCGCGCUCCGGCUUCGCGGCGAUCCGCCACGUACAGGACCCGAUCGGGAACUCGAACGCGGACCACCCGGUGCUUGUGCCGUCGCUGUACACCCCAGACGCCCCGCUCGGGGAGCGCUUCAGCAACGCGGGCAUGCCGGACUCGGGCAUCGCGCGCGUGUACCACUCGAGCAUCACGCUGACGCCGCAGGGCAACUUUUUGAUUGGGGGGAGCAACCCGAAUGUGAAUGUGACGGUGGGCGAGGGCAUCGUGUUUCCGAGCGAGUUCAGGGUGCAGACGCUCGACCCGCCGUUCAUGUUUGUGGACAGGCCGAAGAUCCUGAGCACCCCGGAGAAGCUUGCGUUUGGCGCGAGCGUCACGGUGCCGAUCUCGCUCCCGGCGAGCCUUGCGCGUGAGGGCGCGAAGGUCCAAGUGUCGCUGAUGGACCUUGGGUUUUCGAGCCACGCGUUCCACUCGGGCGCGCGGCUCGUGUUUUUGGACGCGGAGGUCUCGCCUGACGGCAGCGAGCUCACGUUCACGACGCCGCCAAACGGACGCGUCUACCCGCCGGGACCGGCUACUCUCUUCCUCACGGUUGACGAUGUCACGAGUGAGGGCGCUUGGGUGAUGAUGGGCAGCGGAAACUCGCCGCCGACGCUGGAGUGA
Molecule: messenger RNA, 1671 nt
Organism: Trametes versicolor FP-101664 SS1
Lineage: Eukaryota; Fungi; Basidiomycota; Agaricomycetes; Polyporales; Polyporaceae
Product: glyoxal oxidase precursor
Exons: 4
Coding region: 1-1671 (556 amino acids)
Source: RefSeq, a predicted model, not a curated record